AUGUCUUCAGUUCAAAGCUCUGAAACCCAAAACGACUUCUCUAUUGCUCCCCUGCCCACCAUUGACCAUGCACGUCUCGAAGCGAAAGACGGCGAAGAGACGCAGCGACUCCUGGAUGCCUGCAAAACCCAUGGAUUCUUCUACUUGGACCUCAGAAAGGUGGGAACAGUCCUCAAUGACUGGCAACAGGUCCUUCGCAUCAUGGAGAAAUACUUCAGCCAGGAUCUCAUGACGAAGAUGAAAGAUGACCGUCGUAGCGAUACCUACGGAAGCAGCUAUGAACCCUGCGGAACCUCAGCAGGAGCAGUGCCCGGUACACUGGACUUCUACGAGACUCUGAAGAUUGCCCGUUCAGAAAUGUACGAAAAGUCAGCAUCACUCCCGCAAACCGCCAAAGACAAUCUCGAGCUCUUUGACCGCUUCAUCCGAGCCGCUGAUACCAUCACCACGACGAUUCUGGCCCGCCUUUCCGACGCGUUCAAUCUGUGCUCCGGUCUACGCUUCGAGGACAAACAUCGUCCAGGCGGGAAAUCACGAAGCACACUGACCCUCUUCCGAUACCCAAAGCAAGAGGUGCAGGAGAACAAGGUUGGUCAUAAUAAGCAUACCGACAUCGGAACCCUCACCCUCCUUUUUAGUGAGCAAUGGGGCUUGCAGGUUCUUUCGCCUGAGACAUCGGAGUGGAGCUUUGUCGCUCCAAAGAAAGACCAUGCUGUUAUCAAUGUUGGUGACUCGUUGCGCUUUCUCUCUGGGAAUGUGCUCAAGUCAUGCGUUCAUCGGGUGGUGCCCCGGAAUGUGUCUGGUCGCCAAGAGGAACAUCGGUACAGUAUCGCCUAUUUUCUCAGAGCGGAGGAUGUAGUGCAAUAUAAGGAUAGUAAGGGUCGGGUGAUCAGCGCUAGAGAUUGGCAUGACGAGAAAUAUGAGGUAUUUCGAUUGAGUCAUGAUGAGUCUAAUAGUGACAGGAUCUUAACUGGUGGGAUGGAGAAGGGUGGGCAAUUCAUUGUUCCAAAUAUCUCACAGGAUGAGUGA
Messenger RNA from Aspergillus nomiae NRRL 13137, 1029 nucleotides. RefSeq names its product 2OG-Fe(II) oxygenase family oxidoreductase. NCBI's taxonomy places the organism in Eukaryota, Fungi, Ascomycota, Eurotiomycetes, Eurotiales, Aspergillaceae. The record is from RefSeq and is a predicted model, not a curated record. Gene Ontology annotation, molecular function: dioxygenase activity. Bases 1 to 1029 code for a protein of 342 amino acids. The transcript has 3 exons.